Messenger RNA from Castor canadensis (American beaver), 2115 nucleotides. RefSeq names its product leucine rich repeat containing 58 (gene Lrrc58). The record is from RefSeq and is a predicted model, not a curated record. Lineage: Eukaryota; Metazoa; Chordata; Mammalia; Rodentia; Castoridae. Gene Ontology annotation, molecular function: protein binding. Gene Ontology annotation, cellular component: cytoplasm.
GAGUUAGCGCCGGCCCGCGCCACUUCCGACGCAGCGCUCGCAUCGGGUUCCGGGGCGGCCGCGGGGAUGGAGGAGGCCGGAGCGGCGGCGGCGGCCGCGGCCGGGGAGGCCGAGCUGAACUGGUCCCGCCUGAGUGUGUCCACCGAGACGCUCGAGUCGGAGCUGGAGGCGCGCGCCGAGGAGCGGCGCGGCUCGCGGGAGGCGCUGCUGCGGCUGCUGCUGCCGCACAACCGUCUGGUGUCGCUGCCGCGGGCGCUGGGCAGCGGCUUCCCGCACCUCCAGCUGCUGGACGUGAGCGGCAACGCGCUUACGGCGCUCGGACCCGAGCUGCUGGCUCUCAGCGGCCUGCGCACGCUGCUGGCCAGGAACAACCGGCUCGGCGGGCCCGGCGCGCUGCCCAAGGGCCUGGCCCAGUCGCCGCUGUGCCGCAGCCUCCAGGUGCUCAACCUCAGCGGCAACCUCUUCCAGGAGGUGCCCGCCUCGCUGCUGGAGCUGCGCGCGCUGCACACCCUCAGCCUGGGCGGCAACCAGCUGCAGAGCAUCCCGGCCGAGAUCGAGAACUUGCGGAGUUUAGAGUGUUUGUAUCUUGGAGGAAACUUCAUCAAAGAAAUCCCACCAGAAUUAGCAAAUCUGCCUUCUUUGAAUUAUUUGGUAUUGUGUGACAACAAAAUCCAAAGUGUGCCUCCUCAGCUUGCACAGUUGCAUUCACUUCGUUCCCUCAGUCUCCACAAUAACUUGCUGACAUACCUGCCUCGAGAGAUCCUCAACCUUAUUCAUUUGGAAGAAUUGAGUUUACGAGGAAACCCAUUGGUUGUUCGUUUUGUUAGAGAUUUAACCUAUGACCCUCCAACUCUCCUGGAAUUAGCUGCACGGACCAUUAAGAUUCGAAAUAUUUCUUACACUCCCUAUGAUCUUCCUGGGAAUCUUCUUAAAUACUUGAGUUCAGCCAGCAAUUGCCCAAACCCAAAAUGUGGAGGAGUCUACUUUGACUGCUGCGUCAGACAGAUUAAGUUUGUGGACUUCUGUGGGAAGUACCGCCUCCCACUUAUGCACUACUUGUGUUCGCCAGAAUGCUCUUCGCCCUGCAGUUCUGCCUCGCAUAGCUCCACAUCCCAGAGCGAAUCUGACUCAGAAGACGAAGCCAGCGUUGCCGCACACAGAAUGCAGAAAGUUCUUCUUGGUUGAAGAGAAUUCUGUGCGGGAUGUUGCAAAACACUAAAAAACUGAGGAAAGGUGAUUAGAAAAGAGAACAGAGUUGAAGUUGGCUAGAAACUCUAUUGUCUUAAUUUUGCACAUCCAUGAAAGAGUCAGGGUGAUGUAAAACAUUCUGUGUUUCAUCUACCUGUUCAAGAACAAGUCCAGUUCCAUUUUUGGAUCCUCUGACUGUAAUUUACUCUGAGUAGCAGUUUUAAAUUUGGUUGACUGUGAUUUCUACUCAAGUUGUAAAUCACACAGCAGAAUGUACAUUCUGAAGAGCAGUGGGAUAAUAGGUCAUGAGUGAUGGAACGUGUGGCAGUUGAGAUGAAGAAAGUAAGAAAUUAUCAAAGCCCUAAUUAUUGCCAGGUUAUCCUUGGGUUUAGGUUGCACACUACACCAUUAACAGAAUGAGCCCUCUCCUUACAUUACCUUAUUUCUGCAUUACAGCCCUCCCUAUUCAUGUAAACUCACGGGUGGGUACAUAGGACUUAAACCUUCCUGACCAACUAACUGGUGAAGUAAAGAAUGUAACUUUUAAAUAGGAUAUUUAAACUUUUCACUUCUCCUUUGUUCUAUAUCAUUGUUAUUAACCUGUUAUCUAGCAGUGACUGUCAAAGUGCCUUAAUCCUAGCAAAGAUACAGAAACAUGCGCAAGAAAUAAUGCAAGAGCAACCUACAACCUGUCAUACUAUGCAAAGUACUUUAAAAUGUGCUUUAACAAAAUGAGGUAAACAGCUGUAUAUCUAACUCUGAGCCCAUGACCAUCUAACCUCUUUCUGUUUGUUUGUUUGUUUCAAUGUGCAAUUAAUCCUUUUUAAGGAAGGCACUUUUAUACUUACUGAGAGGCCACAAUCUUGAUCAAUCUGUUCAGUUACUUUCUCUACAUUUUAAAGAAUUAAUGCUAGAUAAACAUAAUAA